AUGGAGCUUCAAGAAAAAACAGACGUUCCCGUGUUUACAAGAGUGAAUAGAGACGUGUUUCUGCGGGAUAUUUAUCCGAAGCGCAGACCAGCUGUGCUCCGAGGAGUGAGUCUGGGCCCUUGUUUGGAGAAAUGGUCUCCUGAUUACCUGAGAGAGCAGGGAGCAGAGCUGGAGGUGAAGGUGCACGUGUCCACAGUUCCAGCCAUGGACUUCCUGCAUAAGAACUUUGUUUACAAGACAUUACCGUUCAGCGAGUUUGUAAAAAGGGCGUCAGAGAGAAAGCAUUCAGAGUUCUUCUUGUGUGAGGAUGAAAGUUACUAUCUACGGUCUCUUGGAGAAGACGCACGCAAGGAGCCGGCCGACAUAAAGAAGCAGUUUCCUGUUUUGGCUGAAGAUUUCAUAAUCCCGGAGUUUUUUGAUCCUGACCAGUUUUUCUCCAGUGUUUUCCGGAUCAGCUCCUGUGGCCUGCAGCUCUGGACUCACUACGACGUGAUGGACAACCUUCUGGCUCAGGUGACGGGGACCAAGAGGGUGGUUCUCUUCAGUCCUCAGGAUGCACUGCACAUGUAUCUGUCAGGAGAUAAAUCAGAAGUCCUGGACAUAGACUCUCCAGAUCUCGAGAAGUUUCCAGAAUUUCUAAAAGCGCAGAGGUUCGAGUGUGUGCUGCAGCCUGGAGACCUGCUGUUUAUCCCUGCUCUCUGGUUCCACAACACGAUGGCGCUGCAGUUCGGGGUGGGUGUGAACGUGUUUUGGCGCCAUCUAGAGGCCGAUGGUUACGACAAGAAGGACCCGUAUGGAAACAAGGACCCAGUGUGUGCAGCCAGAGCUCUGCAGAGUCUGGACAGAGCUCUGCAGAGUCUGGACCAGCUGCCGCCUGAAUACAAGGACUUUUAUGGACGACACAUGGUGCAGAGGAUUCAGAAGAGGACUUUCCUGGAUGAGAGAUACUGA
Messenger RNA from Knipowitschia caucasica, 951 nucleotides. NCBI's taxonomy places the organism in Eukaryota, Metazoa, Chordata, Actinopteri, Gobiiformes, Gobiidae. The record is from the annotation of a GenBank genome assembly.